AUGGACGCGGGCAUCAUUCGCAACUUCAAGCUCAAGUACAAGGCCCAAUUCUUGCAGUGGCUACUAGACAUCGUGACGGCAGGGACGGGGGACAAGAUGCUCGACGUUCUAAGCGCAAUCCGUAUGGUGGUAAAAUCUUGGGCUGAGGUGCGCCCUGAAACUAUUCGACACUGUUGGAUCCACACUGGAAUCGUGUCGGGAGUUAUGGCGGCAGUGCUCCGUAAGCAAGACGAGCCGACGACUAUCUGGAGUGUGACAGAAACCUGGAAGAAUGGGAACCAGACUCCGAUGCAACUGCCACCUCCGAGCCAGUUUCGCGUGAUGACGACAGCGACGGAGACGAAAACCCCGUAUUCACUCAUCGCGACGCGCUGA
This is a messenger RNA of Peronospora matthiolae, 375 nucleotides long. The record is from the annotation of a GenBank genome assembly. NCBI's taxonomy places the organism in Eukaryota, Oomycota, Peronosporomycetes, Peronosporales, Peronosporaceae.